GAGGACAAGACACGGUUUCUCCGGGUUCGGGUUUCAGCGUCAGGGGGGUCCGCGGCUAUUAAAGAUUUUUGACCCGAGAGAAGUUGUCAACAAGAAAGACGCGUAGCAAAGACGCAAACUGGCAGCUGGACAAGUCCACGUACAUGCACGCGUGUAUUCCCGCCUAAAUAUAGACGCUUUUCCGCUUUCCUGCGAAGUCGAGGGUCGGUUCGCGCGGUCCCCUCCGGCGGGGAGUCCUCGCAUGGACUGACAUGGCCGCCGACCUCGCCAUGAGCGCGGAGCUGCCCAGCAGCCCCUUGGCCAUCGAGUACGUCAACGACUUCGACCUGAUGAAGUUCGAGGUGAAGAAGGAGCCGCCGGAGGCCGAGCGGUACUGCCACCGCCUCCCGUCGGGCUCGCUGUCCUCCACGCCCAUCAGCACGCCCUGCUCGUCGGUGCCGUCCUCGCCCAGCUUCUGCGACGCGAGUCCCGGCGCGCAGCCCGGCCAGAACCUCUCCGUCGGCGCGAGUAGCGGCAGCGGGGGAGGCGGCAGCGGCACUACCGGCAACGUGAACGGGGGAAGCGGCGGGAAGCCUCCGCUGGACGACCUGUACUGGAUCCCCAGCUACCAGCACCACAUCAACCCGGAAGCCCUCAACCUGACCCCGGAGGACGCGGUGGAGGCCCUCAUCGGCAACGCGCAGCACCACCACCUCCACCCGCAGGCCUACGACGGCUUCCGCGGGCAGCAGUACGCCGGGGAAGACUUAAGCGCGGCCUCGCACCACCACCACCACCACCCGGCGCACCUGCACCACCACCACCACCACCACAGCAGCCACCACCACCACCACGCCCGCCUGGAGGAGCGCUUCUCGGACGAGCAGCUGGUCAGCAUGACGGUGCGGGAGUUGAACCGGCAGCUGCGCGGCUUCAGCAAGGAGGAGGUGAUCCGCCUCAAGCAGAAGCGGCGCACGCUGAAGAACCGCGGCUACGCGCAGUCGUGCCGCUUCAAGCGCGUCCAGCAGCGCCACAUGUUGGAGAGCGAGAAGUCCAGCCUGCAGAGCCAGGUGGAGCAGCUGAAGCAGGACGUGGCGCGCCUCGCCAAGGAGCGUGAUCUUUACAAGGAGAAGUACGAGAAGUUAGCGAGCAGGACCUUCUCCGCCAAGCAGGCCGACUUUUUCAUGCGCCCGUCAUCCACUGCUGUGCCCGAACUCCGAGCUCCUUCCUCGGCCUGCCUGCCUGCCAUCUGCCGCUGACUUUUUUUUUUUUUUUUUUUUUUUUUUAAAUCAAAAAUGACUUUAUUAUUUAUUACCAAUGACUUCAUUCGUUGCUUGUAUUUAUUACCCAUGACUUCAGGCGUGAAGAAGACAAGAAAAAUGGUCAAGUCAGCAUUUUGUCCAAGCUGCAUGCAGGACAUGUGAGGACUUUCGGUUUCUCUUUUGCUUUUUUUCCGAUUAUUCGUGGGUUGGGGGUGGGUGGGAAAUCUUUUUUCAAUCAUUUAUUUUGUAUUGGCGAGUGUACAUAGUGUUUUAUUAUAUCUGAAAGGUUUUGUCCUAAUGAAGUCUUAAUUGCAAAUGUUACAGCAUGCAAAUCUGUAAUUCGUUUUUUUCUGCACUAACAAGACUUUUUUUUUUUUUUACGUGCUCUAAAAAUCCAAAAUACAUUUUUUUUUUCUUCCCGAGGUGAUUUCGCUGCUAAAACUCUAUGCACCCACCUGAUCAUUUAUAAAAACAACUUGAACUGAUUUCAUGUAUUCAUCUGGUUGUUUUAAUCAUCAUAAUAAUAAUGUUUUUUGUGUGUGAUAAUCUGACAACAAUUCCCUGCAAAUAUGUGCAUUGUUGUGCACAAGUGUGCUGGUGGAAAUAACCCCAAUUCCUUAAAAAAAACAAUACAUGUGAGAGGAAUAUUUUCUCUUAUUAAUAAUGAUAUUUAAUAGCAGCAAAGCGAGUCUUAAUUCAAAGUCUGGUGAGAGAAAGCAAACUUGUGCACAGUGCUGUCCAUGUUG
Molecule: messenger RNA, 1987 nt
Organism: Nerophis lumbriciformis (worm pipefish)
Lineage: Eukaryota; Metazoa; Chordata; Actinopteri; Syngnathiformes; Syngnathidae
Gene: mafaa
Product: MAF bZIP transcription factor Aa
Biological process (GO): regulation of transcription by RNA polymerase II
Cellular component (GO): nucleus
Molecular function (GO): DNA-binding transcription factor activity, RNA polymerase II-specific; RNA polymerase II cis-regulatory region sequence-specific DNA binding
Source: RefSeq, a predicted model, not a curated record